Molecule: messenger RNA, 1726 nt
Organism: Argiope bruennichi
Lineage: Eukaryota; Metazoa; Arthropoda; Arachnida; Araneae; Araneidae
Product: ice-structuring glycoprotein-like
Exons: 2
Coding region: 1-1593 (530 amino acids)
Source: RefSeq, a predicted model, not a curated record
AUGCUACCUGCAGCAGCACCUGCAGCUGCUGCGCUACCUCCACCACUACCUGCAGCAGCACCUGCAGCUGCUGCGCUACCUCCAACACUACGUGCAGCAGCACCUGCAGCUGCUAAGCUAACAUCAACACCACCUGCAGCGGCUAAGCUACGUCCAACACCACCUCCAGCUCCGAUGCUACGUGCAGCUGCUACGCUAACAUCAACACCACCUGCAGCGGCUAAGCUACGUCCAACACCACCUGCAGCUGCUGCGCUACCUCCAACACUACGUGCAGCAGCACCUGCAGCUGCUGCGCUACCUCCAACACUACGUGCAGCAGCACCUGCAGCUGCUGCGCUAACAUCAACACCACCUGCUGCGGCUAAGCUACGUCCAACACCACCUCCAGCUCCGAUGCUACGUGAAGCUGCUACGCUAACUCCAACAUCACCUGCAGCGGCUAAGCUACGUCCAACACCACCUCCAGCACCGAUGCUACCGGCAGCAGCACCUGCAGCUGCUGCGCUACCUCCACCACUACGUGCAGCAGCACCUGCAGCUGCUGCGCUACCUCCACCACUACGUGCAGCAGCACCUGCAGCUGCUGCGCUACCUCCAACACUACGUGCAGCAGCACCUGCAGCUGCGGCGCUACCUCCAACACUACGUGCAGCAGCACCUGCAGCUGCUAAGCUAACAUCAACACCACCUGCUGCGGCUAAGCUACGUCCAACACCACCUCCAGCUCCGAUGCUACGUGAAGCUGCUACGCUAACUCCAACACCACCUGCAGCGGCUAAGCUACGUCCAACACCACCUCCAGCACCGAUGCUACCUGCAGCAGCACCUGCAGCUGCACCUGCAGCUGCUGCGCUACCUCCACCAUUACCUGCAGCAGCACCUGCAGCUGCUGCGCUACCUCCAACACUACGUGCAGCAGCACCUGCAGCUGCUAAGCUAACAUCAACACCACCUGCAGCGGCUAAGCUACGUCCAACACCACCUCCAGCUCCGAUGCUACGUGCAGCUGCUACGCUAACUCCAACAUUACCUGCAGCGGCUAAGCUACGUCCAACACCACCUCCAGCACCGAUGCUACCUGCAGCAGCACCUGCAGCUGCUGCGCUACCUCCACCACUACGUGCAGCAGCACCUGCAGCUGCUAAGCUACCUCCAACACUACGUGCAGCAGCACCUGCAGCUGCUAAGCUACCUUCAACACCACCUGCAGCGGCUAAGCUACGUCCAACACCACCUCCAGCUCCGAGGCUACGUGAAGCUGCUACGCUAACUCCAACACCACCUGCAGCUCUGCGGCUACCUGCAGCAGCACCUGCAGCUGCAGUUGCCGAGCCAUAUUUACCUCCUGACGCGGAAGCUACUCCAGCUCCGGUUGCUGAGCCAUAUCCAUCUCCGGAGGCAGAACUUGCUCCAGCUGCAGUUGCUGAGCCACGUCUUGACGCGGAACGUACUCCAAAAGCAGUUGCUGAGCCCCCUCUAUUACCUGCUGCGAUGUCUGUUCCAACUCCAGUUUCUGAUCCUCCACGUGGCCGACCUAAAGUUGCUUCUGCUUCCCCUGAACUUGGGAUUCUGGGUGUCGAUUUCAGAUAACCUGACAGAGGACCAUAAGGCGUAAAUGUUGUUAUCCCGUUUGAAAUCGCCACUACUUCAGGAAAAGAUACGUAACCUCGAGGUGUAGCUGCACUCUCUGAUGUUGCACGUAUACUGCUCGAUCCUCCUUCUG